Molecule: messenger RNA, 4183 nt
Organism: Apis cerana (Asiatic honeybee)
Lineage: Eukaryota; Metazoa; Arthropoda; Insecta; Hymenoptera; Apidae
Product: proton channel OtopLc
Biological process (GO): proton transmembrane transport
Cellular component (GO): membrane
Molecular function (GO): proton channel activity
Source: RefSeq, a predicted model, not a curated record
AUAUUUUUUUUAUUAUAUUCGAAAAAAGAAAUAUAUUUUUAAGAUAUAUUUUAUUUAUAUUUUAUUUCUUAUAUUAAAAAAUAAUUCUUAUAUAAAGUAUACAAAGUUUAUGAAAACAAUGAGUUUUAAAUUUCAAAUAAAACGAAAGUGUUGAAAUUUUAUAUCAAUCAUUCUUCAACUUUCUUUCUUGCACUUCCAAUUUUUUGUUUCUUAUCUUAUCAUAAAAAAAAGAUAAAAAUCCAAACAUGAAUUUGAUACAAUGCUAUAUAUCAUUUAUAUUCACAUUUAACAUGCACUAUAUUUUUUUUCUGAAGUCAUAGAAGAGAAUGUGUUGAAACCAAAUAAAUAUGCAGCACACUUCUCCUACUCAAAAUCACAACUAAGUUCUAGAAUCGUUUACUCGGUUCAUUUUAGUACCGUAGUUUAGUAUAAGAGGUACUCGUGAUCACAGAGCGUUUACGAGUGCCGCCAUUUUUUCGAAGGUUAACCAUUUGUAUUUCAGAGAUUGGAAGUCAGUCUUGGAGAUCGGUAGAUCUUUCGCAACUUGCGGAUUGCAAGCUAGUCUACACAUGAUUUCUGAUAAAGAAUGCACGUGCAUCAGUGAUAUAAAUCAAUUUAACUUUUCAAUAUUUAUAAUUUAUGUUUAUAAUAUAACGAUGGAUAAUUAAAAUUAAAAUUCUUUUAUACCGAAAUAAUCAAUGAAUUAAGGAAUUUAUAGUUAUAAAAUUUAUAAUAAGUUAUAAAUUUAUAUAAGCAAAUUUAAAAAUUUUUAAUGAAAAAUUAAACUUGAAUUAUAUAAAAUGAAGAUAAUUGCAAAAAUUUUAAAGAAAAUGUGACGUUUUGUGAUAAUCAUCGGAAUGACAAAAGUCAAGUGAUCCUGACAGAAAAUUUGUUUCAAUCGAUCCGGAUGAACAUCAAUUAAUUUGAACGUCUUCAUGAUUUUAUGAAUACAAGUGUUUGUGAAUUAUUAUUCAGUUAUAUAAAAAAGUCAAAAAAUUUAAUUUAACGAUGCCACGAACUCUUCAACCCAUUCAAGAAUGUAACUCCGGAAAAUCAAUUUCAGAGAAAUGUAUACGAACCAAUUGGGGAAGUUUGAUCGGAUGGAUCAAGAUUGGAAGGGAGCUGUGGCCGUGCCUCGAGGGAUCGUCGGUCUGGUAGGACCUUAUCGAGUUUAUCAAAAUCCGAACGAAAGAAGAGAGUACAUGCUCCAGGAAGAGGAAUUGGUCGAAGAAGUGGUCGAUUCCGUCAGUGAAAUCGCCGCGAGUGGGAACAACGGGGUCACUGAACAUCAUCAACGAGCGAAGUGGCGAAUAAGAGAGGACGACGAGGUAACUCUGGUGCCUGAUAUUCGAAAUAUCCCUGGUCUCGAAGAAUUUGCCGUGGAGACGGAAGAAAGCAAGGAAUUGUCCGAUUGGAAGAAAGUGGACGAUCAAGUUGUCAUUGGUUACAGCAAGAACGACGAAGAGUUCGAGCCUAAGGAGGACGAAUUCAAGGGAGAGAUCGAUGAGAUUGUGUCUGGCAAAGAGGAACGAGCUGUGGACGUGCUUCCAGAAGAAGCUUCAACUGUUUCUACCACUUCGGUAAAGGAUAAAAAGGUCAGCAAUGAACAAAACGAUAAGGAUAGUUUAAACGAGACAGGAAGUACAACAGGUGGCACCGUGGAAGGUACACCUGGUGGUGUCCCCAAUAGGGGUGAAAGGAACACCGAGACAGAGGCAGCAAUUGCAGAAGGAACGAGAUCUGCUCCGUCCAAGUCUCUGGUCUCCAGAAUCCUUUCUAGGACACACUCUUCGAACGAUCUAUUGGAUCACUCUGAACCUUUUUCUCAGUUAUGGAUCAUCCUUUCGAAUGUUUAUGGUCAGCUUCUCGUAGUGCUGAUGAUUGCUCUAUGCUUAGCCGAAGUCAUGGACACACCUGUACCUUUACUCAGUUUACAAGGCAUAUUUUUGAUGUACUUAUAUGUAGGAAGCAUAGCAGUGAUUAUCAGCAUUUAUAUUUGGGUAUUGGUAGACAGUUGUGGAAGUCUCGGUAACGGUGCAAAUGGUGUUGACGAUGCGGAACUUGGUGGUACAUCCUUAACCAGGUUCGGAUCUUUGAAACGUGCUCACAUCUCGCGAUCUAGAACAGCUUCAACAAGUUUUUACAUUCGAGUUGGAGCGCUCCUUUUCGGUUUGGCGACUCUCGUUUUCAAUGGUUUAGAAAUGGCAAUGCAUUCCAUGAUGCAAGGCACAGAAUGCUUGAGCGAUGUUGUCUUCGUACAUCCGGUACUUCAUGGACUAUUUACAUUUCUCCAAAUGCAUUUUCUUUUCGUGAAUUCGCAAGUUCUUGUAGAGAGAUUCGGUUUAAUAGCGAGAUUCGGAUUCAUCCAUUUGGCUGCUACAAAUAUUGCUGUUUGGUUUCGAUUAGUUAUUUGGGAUUCUGCUCAAGAAUGGACUUAUUUUGUUCAUUUGGCACAACGCGGUUUGCAAAAUUCAGCUUCCCCACUGAAUCUUCGAGGAUUUCCAGAAUCUUUGAUAAGGCAUACUCGAGAUCUGAUAAAUCAUUCUCCAGUAGAAAAACAAGUUUUUCAACCAUAUCAGCCUAUCUCGGAUGAACAAAUCUCACAAGUAAUUGCUUUACAAGAGUGUUUGAAUACUAAUACUCUUGGACAAUUGUGGACAUCGAGUAUGCCAUUUCUUUAUCCGUUUAUUGUACAAUUUAGUUUAAUUGCUGCUGCAGUGACUUUUGUAAUGGGUCAAAACGUCGGUCGGAAUCGAUUACAUAAGCAAAAGUUCCAUGGCAGCAAAGAUUUGACAAGUCACACUAAAGUUGGAUGCGAUGGUUCGAGCAAAGGAUUAUUCUUAGGCAUAUUGUGUAUGGUCGCGGGCAUAGUAGUAAUAUUGAUAUUCCUCGUCGUAAGAGAAGAUCAACAUUUCCCAUCGUCAACCUUAUCCUGGUUAACUUGCGGUACUCUAACUAGCAUUUUAACGUUGAGUACCUUAAUGACAGCUAGUGGGCUUAUUCAAGUUCGUCAAAUGUCUGUUGUUAUUAGAGCACCAGCCAUCUUAGAUAGUUUAUUAUCAAACGUGGCUCUCUUUGGAGUUCAGUUAUACUCUAUUUUCACGAUUGUAGUUUCUGCCUGUUCCUUAGCUAUUCUAGAGAAUGAAAGCAAUGAAACACGAGGAAGGCAUAUUAUGCUACUCACGGCAUCGAUUUUACAAUUAAUCCAAUGUUUCGCUCAAAGCACAUUGAUCGCUGAAGCAUCUAAGAGAUCAUGUAUAACUCGUUUCCAAAUAAUAGCGAAACCAGCCAGACAAGUGAUUACAUUUCUAUUAUUCAGUAAUUCUGUACUGUGGGCUUUCGACACUGUGGUUACACAAAAUUGGAUCUCACAAGAAUUACAAUUGAGAUUUUUUGGAGUACUCGCCUGGGGCGUCAUAUCCAGGAUCGGGUUACCUUUGUUGAUUUUUUAUCGAUUCCAUAGUUGUGUACUACUAUUAGAGGCGUGGAAUAAAUGUUAUAGAAUGCCAAGAGGAGAGCAUCCGCUCAACUGACGACACAGAAUGCUACUAUGUUCCUCGAGAUUACAGCCAAGAUCGCAUGAUUCUUAUUGUCGCAGAAAUGUGACCAUUAAUUUACGACAGGACAACGAAUGGUCCACUACGAUUCAGAGAACUCCAAAGAAAAUAUUUAAUUCGAAUUCAUGGAUGACGAAUUCGAUGAGUUUCGUUCCUUUCGUCGACAAUCGGCUCUACUUUGAUCCAAACUCUUUAUCUUGUAUCGCGACAUCUACCGUAGAUCCGCAAUAUUCAGAAGAUGUUAUAAGAUCGUCUAGAAUAAUGCAACGUCAUCACCAUCAUCAUCAUCAUCGUCGCCGUCAUCAUCAUCAUCACAGGAAGCAUCGACGCGUGGUCAGUGAUCCGGGUACAAGAAAUUGGAACGUCGCUAAUCAAGAUGUCAAACGACAUCGUAGGAUGUUCAGCUACGAUACGGGUAUUACUGGUCUGAGAUUGAUAGAAAAGGAAUCAAUAGCUGAGAUCGACAAGGAAAUUCCAUCCCCUGAUGAGACGAAAAUAUCGACUUUCAGGAAAGUGCCAUGGCAUUCGAACUUGCACAUGCUCAAAAUCAGAAGAACUUAGCACGAUAAAAUGAUUUAUACGUGGGACGUUAGAAUGAUAUGAAAGAAAAACGAGUUUUAUCAAAA